Molecule: messenger RNA, 1587 nt
Organism: Pochonia chlamydosporia 170
Lineage: Eukaryota; Fungi; Ascomycota; Sordariomycetes; Hypocreales; Clavicipitaceae
Product: cytochrome P450-like protein
Exons: 4
Coding region: 1-1587 (528 amino acids)
Molecular function (GO): iron ion binding; monooxygenase activity; oxidoreductase activity, acting on paired donors, with incorporation or reduction of molecular oxygen
Source: RefSeq, a predicted model, not a curated record
AUGGAGAUUGAUCUGGGACAUUUAUCUCAGUACCUGGCCUUGCUGGCUGGAGCUGGAGUGCUCUAUGCUUUCGGCCUUGUCGUGUACAGGGUCUUCUUCCACCCUCUCGCCAAGUAUCCUGGUCCUUUUCUGGCCAAAAUCACAGACGCCUACCAGCUUUACCAUGCUUAUAAGGGCGAUCGCCACCUUGAAUUCUGGCGCAUGCACCAGAAAUAUGGCAAGGCUGUUCGCUUUGGCCCCAACUCCGUCUCCUUCAACUCCAACCAGUCCCUCAAAGACAUCUACGGCUUCAAGUCCAAUGUGCGCAAGGCCGAAUUCUACGAUGCCUUCGUGCACCCAGCCGCCAACACCCACAACACCCGCGACAAGGACGUGCACGCCCGCAAGCGCCGCGUCCUCUCGCACGCCUUCUCCGAGAGCGCCAUGAAGGAGAUGCAGCGCUACAUCCUGGGCAAUGUGCGCACCUUUUGCGAGCAGAUUGGCAUGAGCGACAGCGGCGUCGACGCCAAGGGCUGGACGAAGCCGCGCAACAUGAGCGACUGGUGCAACUACCUUGCCAUGGAUAUCCUGGGCGAUCUCAGCUUUGGCAAGGCCUUCCACAUGUUGGAGAAGCCGGAUAACCGCUUUGCCCUGGAGCUCGUCGAGGCUGCCACCACUCGCCAUCUCAUCUGCGGCACCAUGCCCAUCGUUGACAAGCUCAAGAUUGACAAGUUCCUGUUCCCUAAGCUGGCUGCUGGUCGGGCGCGAUACAUGGCCUACAGCAAGGGCCAGCUUACUGAGCGAACGAAGCUAGGUGAAGAGACGGAUCGUCGUGACUUCUUUUACUAUCUGCUCAAGGCUCGUGAUCCCGAGACUGGACAGGGUUUCAGCACUCCUGAGCUUUGGGGUGAAUCCAACUUGCUCAUCAUUGCCGGCUCAGACACCACUUCCACCGCCAUGGCCUCAACUCUGUUCUAUCUCGUCCGCAAUCCCCACGCUCUCAAGCGCGUCACCGAAGAAAUCCGCAACAAAUUCAGCGACGUCGAGGAGAUUGUCCACGGCCCUGCUCUCGGAUCCUGCACGUACCUCCGCGCCUGUGUCGACGAAGCCAUGCGUCUGUCCCCCUCUGUCGGCGGCAUCCUGCCCCGUGAAGUUCUCGCCGGCGGCAUCACCAUCGACGGCCACACUCUCCCCCAGGGAACUGUUGUCGGAACUCCUCACUACACUAUCCACCACAACGAGAACUACUACCCUGUUCCAUAUGGCUAUGCUCCCGAGCGGUGGUUGCGCGACGAAGUCAACCCUCUUACUGGCAAGACCAUGACCGCCGACGACGUUGCCCUCGCUCAGAGCGCCUUCUGCCCCUUCUCUAUUGGACCUCGUGGCUGCAUCGGCAAGGGUCUUGCCUACGUCGAGAUGACUACCACCCUGGCUAGGACUAUUUACAUGUAUGAUUUGCGAAGGGCUGUUGGUGUCGUUGACCCUGGUGAGGGUCACGCCGAUUUGGAAUGGGGACGUCACCGUGAGACUGAGUUCCAGCUGGUUGAUACGUUUACCAGCGCCAAGAAGGGUCCUAUGGUUGAGUUUAGGAGGGCCGAGAAGGCCUGA